AUGACCUUUGUCAAGAAGGGUGGAAGAGAUGCAAGGGUGAAACCAGAAUACCCCGAUUGGCAUCAGAUGAGAGUAAAAGAUAUCAAGGUACCUCCUCCUACCGAUCUUGAGGCUGCAGUAGGUGAAGAGAUGGAGGAUAUAGUUAUGAAGCUGACAAUGCAGUUGAAAAGGCAGGAAGAUGACGCUGAAGCCCAAAGGAUAGCAGAGGUUAACCGGCAACUAAUGAUAAGGAUAGAGGAAGUAGAGAAAAAGGCUGAGGAAAUGAGCACCAAAUGCAGAGAAGCAGAGGAAGAGGUUAAAGGUGAAAGGAAAUUGAAGGAAAAGGCCAUGGCUCAAAACCGAGUGCUCAAAAGGGACUUCGAAGCUGAAUGUAGGGAAAGAACCAGUUUGGCCAAGAAAAACAAAGCUGCUAAGAUAGCAAACAGUUACCUCAUGGAGAAAUUGGACUUUGAAAUGGGAGAAAGUUCUAAAAAUGCCUAUGACCAGAGAUGUGAGCAGAUACGCUUUCUUCUGGAUCAGAUCAGGGUUGGGUUGCUCCAGGUAAAGGACAUCAGGGAUCAAGCCAGAGAUGUGUUGCCAUGCCUAGCCCCAUUCGGUCAGCGUCUCCAGCCAGUAGCCGAUUCCUUGGAAGACACUGUCAGCAAGUGCAAUGAAACCCUCGUCUACUUCAGACAGUUUGAAACAUCCUUUCACACGAUCAUGGAAGAGUACGUCGCUAGACUACAGCGGGUGGAACAGACCCAGGAAGAAUUGAGAUGGGAUAUGAAGAAUAUGGCAGCAAUGAUACAACAGUUGGUAGAAGAGAGGAUCAUGGACAAGUUGCCUUUUACAUGCCCACCGGUUGUAGGAUUCAAGCCCUUAAUUCCUGAUCCUCCCAAGUUUCCAGUAAGGCCUCAGGGAUACUACCUUCAGAACCUUUGUCAUUCUCGAUAUUCGGGGGUUGUUAAAGUUGAAGGCGAAACGCCUUUUUACCCAAAGCCCCAAAACAAACGUCUAAGAGCACCUCGAGCAGCUCAACAAGGGAAUUCAGCAAAUCAGCCAGGUAGUAAGGAUCUAGCAGUUGAAGAAAUACCAAUUGAUCCAAUCCCGUACACUUACACUGAACUGCUUCCACAAUUAUUGCAACGGAACCUGGUACAAAGGCUGCCAUACUCAAAACCUUUCGCGAAAGCUAAACCCUGGUAUAACCCCAAUGCCCACUGUGAUUACUAUUCGGGGACUAAGGGACAUUUUACAGAAGACUGUAUAAGGCUAAAAUACGCUGUACAGGAAUUAGUGAGAGAUGUUACCACAGUUAUUACAACAAAGGUUACUAAGUUAACUACACCUUUCAAUACAAUUCAGUGGAAUACUCAAAAAGCAACAUGGACCGGACAAGCAAGGGAAAGAGAGUCCAUAGACCCAAUCCCUUACACUUACACAGAGAUGUUACCACAAUUAUUACAACAAAGGUUACUGGAAAGGCUACCAUAUGCUCAACCGUUACCGUUGAAUCGCCGACCUAGGUGGUACAACGCUGAUGCAAGAUAUGACUAUCACUCAGGAACAGAGGGGCACACAAUAGAGGAUUGUCUAAAAUUGAAGUAUGCAGUCCAAGAGCUGGUAAGAAACGGCAAGUUGAGCUUCGGUAAAACGGCUCAAGCUGACCAGACACAAGAGCAAAGUGAUAACCAGGUGUCUAUGGUGGGAAGCGGAGAAGUCCUGAGAAAAAAAACUAUACGAGGUCGAGACACCUUUUGGCUUCAUAUACAAGUAGCACCCUUCCUCUUAUUAUUGCCAGCCUUGGUGGUGGUGCCGCCACAACCUUUCCCUUAUGAGUUAGGGGGUAUUCAUAUAAACAAUGGGUCGGCGUUGAAUAUAAUGACUUUAAAUACCCUAAGGGAUUUACCGGUAAAACCCGCAUUCAUUCAAGUCGGCCACAGGAAGAUUCGAACCCCAGAUGAGGAAAUGAGAGAGGUUAUUGGGGAAGUAGAGAUUUGCAUGGAAAUUGGGUCGACUCUUUUCUCGUUGCUGUUCCAAGUAGGGGAUAUGGAAGCACCUUAUACAUGCCUAUUAGGUCGCCCUUGGGUCCAUUCGGCCCAAGAAGCUACGAAAGUAACCCCUACAAAAAGCCAGGAAGGCGUGAUCAUUAGUGAAACCGGAACGCAGUCGUAUGGGCACCCAUUUCAGGUAAACAAGGCUAGCCAUGCUGAAGAGAUGAAGAAAGACGUGACCAGAUGUUGGAUGGAGGGUCAGAGUCUAGGAAAAGAUUCUCAGGACAAGACAGAGAUAGUGGGAGACCUUACUAUAAGUCCGGGGUUCGGAUUGGGUUUCAAGCCUAUAGCAAAAGAUCACCAGAUGUUGGAUGAUGCAAGGAAAAUGAUGAAGGCUGAAAGGUUGGAUAUACUACGGUUGUCACAAACCUUCAGAUCAGCUGGAUGGGUCAGUGGGGAAAGUCAGCCUGGGCAGAAAGAGGAAGCUGUUAUUCAAAAGAAAGUCGGACUCACCAUCAAUGCAAUCACAAAGGAAGGAGCAAGGACAUCUUCAUGGAUUUAUCCUUUGGCUGCAGGAGAAGGAGCUCCUAGAGAAGUUAAGAUCGGUAUCACCCUGUCAGAAGAAGAUAGACAGGAAUUGAUAGAUUUGCUGAAGGAGUUUUCAGAUGUGUUCGCUUGGUCUUAUCAGGACAUGCCAGCCAAAUACCCUGAAUGGCAAGCUAAUAUAGUCCCAGUACCUAAGAAAGAUGGGAAAGUAAGGAUGUGUGUGGAUUACAGAGAUUUGAACAAAGCUAGCUCCAAGGAUAACUUCCCAUUACGCCAUAUAGACAUAUUGGUGGACAACACUGUAGGAUACUCAUGGUUCUCCUUCAUGGAUGGGUUUUCAGGGUAUAAUCAGAUCAAGAUGGCGCCCGAAGACAUGGAAAAGACUGCAUUCGUAACUGCUUGGAGAGUCUUCUGCUACAAGGUUAUGCCUUUCGGACUAAAAAAUGCAGGGGCAACAUACCAGAGGGCCAUGGUGGCAUUGUUCCAUGAUAUGAUGCAUAAGGAAAUAGAGGUGUAUGUGGAUGAUAUGAUUGCCAAGGCCAGGAUGCCGAAAGAACAUAACGAGAAUUUGAGGAAGUUGUUUGAAAGGCUAAGAAAAGUCCAACUCAAGUUAAACCCUAAUAAAUGUACAUUCGGGGCAACAUCAGGAAAGUUGCUAGGUUUUGUGGUAAGUGAGAAGGGGAUAGAAGUAGAUCCCGAUAAGAUCCAAGCCAUACAGGGGUUGCUCCCUCACAAACUCAAAAAGAAAUCCACCAGUAUUGGUCCCACCAAUAAAGGGAAGGCCUUUAAUUUUGAAAAUUCAAUGGGGUGUGUAUUGGCGCAACAACAUGAUACAGAUCCGAUCAAGUAUGUGUUCGAAAAACCCGGGUUGUCAGGAUGGAUUGCUAGGUGGCAGGUCCUCUUAUCAGAAUAUUAUAUAGUAUAUGUCUCCCAGAAGACAAUCAAGGGAAGUGUCAUAGCAGAUUUCCGAGCAGAUCGGACAAGAGAAGAGUACGAACCGAUGAAUUUUGAGUUUCCGGAUGAAAAUUUGAUUCCCCAUGUCAAAAAGGUUGAGAAGACUGAGGAAAAAUGGAUAGUAUAUUUCGAUGGGGAUUCAAACUUAUCUGGUCAAGGCAUCGGAGCAGUACUUGUGUCCCCUGAAGAAUAUUAUUAUCCGGCCACAGCCAGACUGAAAUUUCCAACAACUAAUAAUGUGGCAGAAUAUGAGGCUUGUGUCCUAGGAAUUCAGUUGGCAUUAGAAAGGAAAGUAAAAAGAGUAGAAAUAUAUGGGGACUCAGCCUUGGUGAUUUAUCAGAUGAAAGGAGAAUGGCAAGCCAGGGAUUCAAAGCUAGUACUCUAUAAGGACCACGUCUCAGAAAUGAUCAAAUCGUUUGAAGAAGUGACAUUCCAUCACCUGCCCAGCGAAGAUAACCAAAUGGCAGACGUUUUGGAAACUAUGGCGUCUAUGUUCAAAAUAGGGGCAAAGACAGAAAUUCAACCCAUCUAUGUCCAAACCAGGAAUUUGCCUGCACAUGUCAUGAGUGUGGAAGAUAAGGCAGACGGGAACCCUUGGUACUUUGAUAUUCUCCAAUACCUUAAAAAACAAAUAAAUUCGGAACAUGCCACUGAGGUAGAUAAGAGAACACUCAAGAGGAUGGCUGCAGGAUAUUUUUUGAGUGGAGAAACGCUGUAUAAGAAUGGAUGGGAUGGAACUCUAAUGAGAUGUGUGGAUUCGGCAGAAGCGCGGAAAAUUUUAGAAGAAAUCCACGGAGGAUCCUAUGGGAGUCACGCCAAUGGACACAGGAUGGCUAGGCAGAUAAUAAGAGAGGAUGUCAUCGGAAUGAUUACUCCCAAGGCGUCAAAUGGACACCAAUUCAUCCUAAUGGCAAUAGAUUACUUCACUAAAUGGGUGGAGGCUGCUUCUUACCCAAGCGUCACACAGGUAGUGGUAGCUCGGUUCAUCAACAAAGAGAUCAUCUGUAGGCCCAAAAUGAAUGGGGCAGUUGAAGCAGCAAACAAGAACAUCAAGAAGAUCUUAGAGAAAAUGAUAGUGACGUAUCGGGAUUGGCACGAGAAAUUACCUUUCGCCCUCCACACCUACCAAACUUGUGUCAGAACGUCCACCGAGGCAACCCCUUAUUCUUUGGUAUAUGGGAUGGAGGCGGUAGUGCCGAUAGAGAGGUUAAGGUCGGAAGGAACAAUAAAGGAAGAACAUGAGGGGAUAGAAGCAGAACCGCUAAAACAACAGCUAGAAAUAGUCAGACAAUCAACUGAGAUGCUAGAAGGAUUACAAAACAGGUAUCUAAAUGACCUAGAAGUGCAGCAAAUGACAACAAUGCCAGGUGGAUUAAUUUACCAUAGGGAGGAGCCAUCUAUACCAAUGCAGGUUGCAAAUGAUUCAAACUCUGCUGAAAGUAGCCAAAUGGGGGUUAAGAGAGGAGAGCAGACGAGGCAGAAAACAAGAGAGGAGUUGGAGUUUGAGUUGAACCUACAAAUGGAACAACAAAAUCUGAAGAUGGUUGAAAGUCAGAUCAUUCUAAACCCAUCAGCAAGGGAGAAUGCAUCCUCAACAAAUCAGUGUACCAAUCAAGAAAGCCAGUCUUCAACUCUACUCUUGAGACCAGGAAUCCUGGUCAAUGCAACUAGCCCUGGCUUCAUUUGUACAAUAAAUGAAGAAGAUACAGUGUCAGCCUUUCUAAAGGACACACUAUCGCAACGUCCGCCGGGGGGGGGGAUAAAAGUAAAGGACACCGAAUUUGGACAAAACCAGACAAGAGGAGACCAAAUCAAACUAAUAUCUGUUAUUUUGAGAAAAAAGCCUCAACCUUACCUUGUCGCUUUCACUUCCCUUCGUCGCCUGAAAGUUGCACCGUCGCUGCCGCUGCCGUGUCGGAGUUCCAAACCGUUGCCAAUGAAGCCAGAAAUCUACCAUACAUGUAAAUCAGUGUAUGAGUCUGAAUAUGCCCUUCAUUUGUCUCUUAGUACAGAAACAGGACCACUGGAGGAAGAGAAAGACAAGCCCCAUGAUGGCCCUCUCGUAGAAGAAGACAUAGAAAGGGAGGCUGAAAAGCACAGUGCAAAAAGGAAAAGAAUGGAAGAUGAAUUUGCAGAAACAGAACUGGCAGAAAAGACAAAUGUGAAGCAGAGAAUGAAAGAUAUUGAAAAGGAGGACAGGUUGAAAGAUGACAACAUUGAACUUCCAACUGUGGGUUCCAGGCUUGCUGUCCCGCAACAACAGCCAAGGGCACCAUGA
Corchorus capsularis is the source of this 5751-nucleotide messenger RNA. Lineage: Eukaryota; Viridiplantae; Streptophyta; Magnoliopsida; Malvales; Malvaceae. The record is from the annotation of a GenBank genome assembly.